AUGGAUUCUCAAGAAACCCCCGUUUCUAAUGCCUCCUUCGAUAUCUCAAAAUUAAUUGACACAAUAGACUUUGCUGCUAAGAAACACUCGUUUCAGAAACGUAAUGAUCCUCAAGGAACACCUUAUAUCAAUCAUCCGAUUGGUGUGGCCAAAAAUCUUACCGAUGCUGGAAUCUAUGACUUUGCAACUAUACAGGCCGCGAUAUUGCACGAUACGGUAGAGGAUACGGAUACGUCUUUUGAAGAGAUCGAACAGCAAUUCGGACGGGAGGUUAGAGAUAUUGUAGCGGAAUGUACUGAUGAUAAAACCUUGGUGAAAUCUGAACGUAAACGAUUACAAAUUGAAACUACUCCACAUAAAUCUAAAAAGGCGAAGGAAGUGAAAUUAGCUGAUAAGCUGUAUAACCUUAGAGAUGUGCAAAGAAUGGCACCCGUAGGAUGGUCAAAAAAUAGAAUUCAAGAAUACUUUAUAUGGGCUAAGCAAGUAACAGAUGGUGCAAGAGGAACUAAUCAAAAAUUGGAAGACCAAUUGGAUGAAAUAUAUUCAAAUGGUACUUUUGUAUAUGAAG
Funneliformis caledonium is the source of this 568-nucleotide messenger RNA. The record is from the annotation of a GenBank genome assembly. Lineage: Eukaryota; Fungi; Glomeromycota; Glomeromycetes; Glomerales; Glomeraceae.